GUGCGCAGUGCCAGUCGGGUCAGAGGGAGAGUUGGUUCUGGCGUCGUCACUAUCAUACCACCAGAAGCUCGAGUGUGCUGGCUGGCUGGCUGGCGCGCCAUGCCCGGGGUACUGAAACCCACGCCUACCGGAGUGGAAUGCAGUAUUGUGUGCAUUAUUUAAUCCCCCCCUCGUUUAAUUAAGUUUUUAAUUCGUGUGGAUCCCUUUAUCGAUUUCGACAAAACAUUCAUCAAUGCACAUGUUAUCGACUAGAAUACAGAAAAUUAAUCAUUGCUGCGUGAAUAACCGAGAAUUCCAUGCAUACUUUGGCUUGAAAUAUUUUGGUUCGACUUUGCAUCUGCAGUUGGUGGACAAGUAGAAGUGAUGAUCUGAGGGUGGCUGCCGUCUGAAAUUGCGUUGUGCACUUCACGACUGACUCUCUUAACUUCAUGUGUGUGUUGCACGUCUUAUUCGCAGAUAACAGACUGCUAGCGGGGAGUGGGGGCCAAGAAUUGAUGUCAUCAUUCUCAUCAGGACUACAGAGCAAUUGAAAUGCACACGAUAUUAGCACAAAGCGCUGUGAAGCCACUGCGCUGAGUGUGUUGUUUCAUUGGGACAAUGUGACUGUGGCUGCAUAUCUGCAGUUAAUGAACAGCCCUGAUGCUAGGACGGUGUCUUGUGUCUCAAACACUACACGUACAAGUUAAACUUCAUGUUUCGCCUACUUUGACAGUUUAAGUGUAGGAUAUUUUGAUUUUUUUACGUAGUUUUAGAGACUAUUUAUGAUCAAGGACUAUUACUUCAAAUUAUAUUUACAAAGCAUUUAAAUUAGAAACGUGUAAUACUCACAAAACAUUUAAAUGCUAGUGGAACUGUGUAUCUUUACUGCAGUACGUGUUGAUGAAAGAGAAACGUGCAAUGAAUUUGGAAAAUCAGUAAAAUAAGUGGAUAUGAUCCUACGAAGCGAGACGGAAAACAUGACGCGUGACUGAAACAAAUUAGUUAAUUAACUGAAUUAUGUGUGUUUGAAGUAAACAGUUGAGUACUGCACCAGUGGUGAUACUAUGGCCGACAUCGGUGGACUGUUGAGGCCUCUGGCACUGUUAACCCUCAUCAUUUUAACAGACUCGAUACGUCCAGACGAUGUGUACCACGGUAGCCGCACCAUCGCGGGAGAAGAUGAAGACCUUGGACUACCCACAGCCAUCGGUCUGCGUGGUCCGUAUUUCGAACCCUCCGCUUCCAGAAACGUGACAGCGCUGGUUGGUAAAACAGCGUACCUAAACUGCCGGGUUCGUAACCUUGGAAACAAAACGGUGUCGUGGGUGCGCCACCGAGACAUCCAUCUGCUGACCGUCGGACGCUAUACCUACACUAGCGACCAACGGUUUCAGUCUAUCCACUCGCCUCAAACAGAAGACUGGAUGCUGCAGAUUCGUUACCCGCAGAGGAGGGACUCCGGCUUUUAUGAGUGCCAAGUGAGCACCACUCCUCCCAUCGGGCACUCCAUGUACCUCUCCGUGGUGGAGCCCAUCACAAUCAUCAUUGGUGAGCCGGACAUGUAUAUCUACAAGGGGAGCACAAUUAACCUGACGUGUGUCGUGAAGCACAGCCCCGAGCCACCGCCAGCUAUCUACUGGACCCACAACUCACAGGAAAUUAACUACGAUUCUCCUCGGGGUGGCGUGAGCGUGAUCACGGAGAAAGGAGAUGUUACAACCAGCUACUUACUCAUACAGAGAGCCAACACACCUGACUCGGGGAAAUACACAUGCAAUCCUUCGAACGCGAAUUUGAAGACGGUGGUGGUUCACGUACUCAACGGUGAACAUCCUGCUGCAAUUCAGUACGGCGGACAGCUGAGACUGCAGUACCCCGUCAGCGUGUUCCUCCUCAGCGUCGUCGUCACGCUCAUCGGUUCCUGAAUACCAACAGUUCUAAUCGUUUUACCAUGUUUCUUCUGAUGUCGUUUCAACGUGUUGAGCAUUGUACAAGCUACUAUUACAAACAAUUAAAAUAUUUAUAUUGUGAACAAAAUAUGAGCAGUAGAACCACAGGAAGCAGAGUGGAGACUCAAUACUAUGUUUCAAGCUGCCAUUUUGUUUGGUCUUUAUACCCUCCAGAAAAGAACUGGUCAUUAUAAAUGGGUAGGUCCUGUAUGUAUAGGUUUAUCAUCUCGUUAUAUGAGAACUUUCUGAUUAAUAUUAGUUUGACAAUAUAUUGCCGUAUAUAAACAUAUUGACGGGCCGCUACGCACGCCAUAUCCAUAUUAAAACUGGGAAUAACUCUAGAGGACUAUACAUCCAGAGACACAAGGGAUUUCUUUGUUUCUCACCUUCUUCCCUUUAUAAGAUUACUAUUUGCGUGAUUGUUUCCAUACACGUUCAGGAAGUUGCAUUAGACAGGAAAAACUAGGCCAUUUCGUUCGUUUUCACCACAGUUUGCUUUGUCUCUAACUGUAGUCUGUCAGCUAUUUGACAUGGAUUAUAUCACCUUUCCCUCUGACUGCCUCUUUGAUUCGUCUACGACUUUACCAGAAUGUCAGGAAGCUCUGAGGAGCCAAAGGCUCCGUUCAGGUAAGGAUGCAUUAUCUUCAAAAGAGGCAGAGAAAGCAUAUUCAAGUACGAAACGAAUUUGGCAAUAAUGAUCCAAGAAGCAAUGACGCACUGCUCUCAAUGCAGCAGCGUCAUUCUUUCAGAACAUUUUCUUUUAAGUCUAUUACAGAAUCACCUACGUUGAUUGGAUGCAUAGAGUCUCAACACAUGUUGUUCCAUCACACGACAUGAACCGUAGUGGAGAAGUCUGUGGUUAAAGUCCGUCGGAGCCAAUGUCUAGUAAAAUAUAAUGAGGAUCCAGAGGUUAGUAUUGAAGAUUUAAUAUGUUACGGUAAAACUUUGUAUUAUUACGAGCAAACUUUUGAGAAAUCUGCAGGCCUGAUCCGGACAGAAAUAUUUCCCGCAGUUCUCGUAUCAAAAAGAAAGUUAUAUAUCGACGUAAAAAUUGCUUGCUUUUUGUUGUGACAUGUCUUAUACCGCCUCUGUGAUCUAGUGCUCAGAGUUCCUGCCUAAAAAUUCAGAGGUUCCGGGUUCGAUU
Messenger RNA from Cryptotermes secundus, 3072 nucleotides. RefSeq names its product zwei Ig domain protein zig-8. The record is from RefSeq and is a predicted model, not a curated record. Lineage: Eukaryota; Metazoa; Arthropoda; Insecta; Blattodea; Kalotermitidae. Gene Ontology annotation, cellular component: neuron projection membrane. The transcript is spliced from 6 exons. Gene Ontology annotation, biological process: synapse organization. The coding region runs from base 1044 to 1904 and encodes 286 amino acids.